GACCUCGGCUUCUGGGCCUCCCUCACCCAACUCGUCGGCGCCACCGUCUUCUGGAUCGCGGGCGUCACCGGCCUCCCCGGCAUCAUCGGGCACAUGAGUGCCCCCUUGACGGACGGGGUGUACUGGGUGCCCCAGGUCGUGGGCGGAGUCUGCUUCGUCGUCAGCGGCGGGCUGUUCACGCUCGAGACGCAGGAGCGGUGGGAUCGGCCGGCGUGGCGGGUGCUGGGGUGGCAUAUCGGGGGGUGGAAUGUGGUGGGCGGGGUCGGGUUCACCCUGUGCGGCGUGUUCGGGCUGGCGGGGAUGCAGUAUCAGGCGUGUCUGGCGACCUUCUGGGGGUCGUGGGCUUUUCUCUGGGCGUCCGGGUUGCAGUGGUAUGAGAGUUUGCAG
Messenger RNA from Aspergillus uvarum CBS 121591, 387 nucleotides. RefSeq lists its product as uncharacterized. NCBI's taxonomy places the organism in Eukaryota, Fungi, Ascomycota, Eurotiomycetes, Eurotiales, Aspergillaceae. The record is from RefSeq and is a predicted model, not a curated record. The transcript has a single exon. The annotation marks the transcript as partial.